AUUCUUAUCUCUUUUUUCUUAAAACUGCAUUGUUGACUCAAUGCACAGUUUCCUAGAGAUACAUCAAGUCAAGCCUGCUACAUAAAAGAAAUAGAACCAGGCGAAAUAGAUAGGAGAGUAGUUGCUUUGUAAGGUAUCUCUACCUGAAAUUACAUGACCUAAGUGUUUGACAGUUGGUUUUAAUAAUCUAAUCAGUACUAUUUUUUAUAUAUAUUUUUUACAUUAUAGUAUCAAUGAAUAAAUAUGCAAGAUUGAAGACAACUGAACCUCUAACGGAAUUAUUUAUUUGCCUGGAUCCAAAUAUUUAGAAAAUGCGUCACACGGACCGAUAUAAGGUGUUGCACGGGUCGAUUGUCUUGCCGCGGUAGUUAGUUUUGGAUUAUCAGAGGGAGUUAUGGAGACCGAGACAACCCCAAAUAUACCCACAGAAAGCCAUGGGAUGAAUGGGACUGAUAAAGGCAGAGCUGCCAUUAAAACCCAGUUUCUCACAACCAAAGAAAAGUUCCAUGAGUUACUGGACUCUGGAGGGAAGGGUCCUAACGAUGACAAGGCCAGUGACGAUGCAGCACCAAAAGAGACAGCAGAAGACUCUCUGGAAGAGCCUCAAGAGAAAAAAUUUAAAGUGGACCCGGAUGAGCAGGAGAGGACGGAGAAACGGAACAGCAAGCGAAUGCGAGGACAGAACAAGUCUAGGCCGCAUAUGAAACCCACGAGCUACGACAACAGACGACUGUGUCCUUCCAUAAUUCAGGAGCGUGAGACCAAAUGUGUCUACGGCGACAAAUGCAAGUUCAUCCAUGAUGUUGCUGAGUACAUGGCCUUAAAGCCCGCUGACGUUGGAGAGCACUGCUACCUCUAUGACACCUUCGGGAAGUGCCACUACGGCUUGAGCUGCCGAUUCGCCCGGGCCCACAUCAGCGCUGACCUAAAAAACCUGGCUAACGAGGAGCGUGUGAAAGCCAUGGAGGGGAGAACACCCGUGAGGAAUAGCCUGGACAAGGACCUGCAGUGGCGCCUCCGCAAGAAGGUGGUCCCCUUUACAGCGUCUGACGCCUACAUGAAGACCGUUUUCAAAGGCGGACACAAAGCAGGAGAGGGCUGGAAAAAGGCUGUAACAGCAGAGAACGUUGAUAACUGUUGUUCAGCGGUGGUGAUCUCUCAGUGUUCUGAAGGGGAGAAACUACAAACAGACAACCAGGGAACUGAGGUUAGCCAGGAGAACCUGGCUCUAGUGAAAACCAUUGGGCCGUUGACUGAUGCUGAUGUUAUAAAGUUACGACAAUGUGAAAAGAAGCAGGUGGACUUCAAAGACAAGCUGUAUCUUGCUCCCUUAACAACGUGUGGAAACCUGCCUUUCCGUCGUAUAUGCAAACGAUUCGGCGCCGACAUUACAUGUGGAGAGAUGGCCAUGUGUACCAACCUGCUGCAGGGCCAGUCGUCCGAAUGGGCGCUCCUCAAGAGACAUGAGAGCGAGGACCUUUUCGGCGUGCAGGUGGAGGGAUGCUUUCCUGACACAAUGACCAGAUGUGCAGAGCUACUCAACAACAAAAUCGACGUGGACUUUGUGGACAUCAACUCUGGGUGUCCUAUUGACCUUGUAUACAAGAAGGGCGGAGGAUGUGGGCUGAUGACGCGCACCAACAAGUUUGAGCAAAUCAUCCGAGGAAUGAACUCUGUUCUGGAUGUCCCUUUGACUGUCAAGAUUCGUACCGGCGUUCAGGAGAAGGCCAACAUCGCACAUAAACUCAUCCCAGAGAUGAAGAAGUGGGGGGUGUCCAUGAUCACGUUGCAUGGCAGGUCCAGGGAACAGCGCUAUACUAAGUCAGCUGACUGGGACUACAUCAAUACCUGCUCCCAACUCGCCAGCCCCAUCCCACUCUUUGGUAAUGGAGACAUUUUGUCUUAUUAUGACGCCAUGAAGGCUAGAGAGACUGAAGUUUCAGGUGUAAUGCUGGCAAGGGGCGCGCUCAUCAAGCCCUGGGUUUUCACAGAGAUCAAGGAGAGGCGGGACUGGGACAUCUCGUCCAGCGAGCGGCUGGAUGUCCUUAGGGACUUCACCCACUACGGCCUGGAGCACUGGGGCUCGGACACCCAAGGCCUGGAGAAGACCAGGAACUUCUUGCUGGAAUGGCUGUCCUUCAUGUGCAGGUACAUACCAGUUGGGCUGCUGGAACAAGUGCCCCAGAGGAUCAACGAGCGACCACCCUACUACAUGGGCAGGGACUACCUGGAGUCUCUCAUGGCAAGUCAACACGUAGGGGACUGGAUCAAGAUCAGUGAAAUGCUGCUUGGACCUGUACCCAAGAAUUUCAACUUUCUGCCCAAGCAUAAGGCAAAUGCUUACAAAUGAAUUUUGUGUAUGAAUGCUCAACAAAAUGUUAUGAAGGCAAAGCUUUUGUCAAUUUUAUUUCCAUUCAAGUCAGCAGACCUGAAUAUACCUAUUACAUGAGUAAUACGAGUAAUUUAAAAAUGACGUAAAUGAUUUAUUUCAACUUUGUUUGGAGUGGUGUGUUUCUUUUACUUGGAGAUGUAUUUGUUUUACCAUUGCACCAAAUAAAUACUGUAUAUGGAAUAAAAUACAUCUAAAAUACAA
Oncorhynchus mykiss (rainbow trout) is the source of this 2593-nucleotide messenger RNA. RefSeq names its product dihydrouridine synthase 3 like (gene dus3l). Gene Ontology annotation, biological process: tRNA processing. Lineage: Eukaryota; Metazoa; Chordata; Actinopteri; Salmoniformes; Salmonidae. The record is from RefSeq and is a predicted model, not a curated record. Gene Ontology annotation, molecular function: metal ion binding; tRNA dihydrouridine synthase activity; flavin adenine dinucleotide binding.